AUGGAGACAUUCAAGUCGCUCUUCUCCAAGCCGGACCCCCAGGCGCAGGUCCGGAAGUGCAACGCCCUUCUCCGCUCCAACAUCCGCAAGCUCGACCGCGACAUCUCGACGGUCAAGCAGGUCGAGAUCAAGACCAAGAACCUCAUCGUACAGGCCGACCGCCGCGCCCAGCGCGACCCCUCGCGCCAGAAGCAGGCCCAGAAAGAGGUGCGCGACUUCGCCCGCGAGCUAGUCCGCGCGCGCCGCACCUCGGCUCGCCUCGUCACCUCCAAGGCCCAGCUCAACUCGGUCCAGAUGCAGGUCAACGAGGCCUUUGCAGUCCGCAAGAUUGAGGGCUCCAUCAAGGCCAGCGUCGGCAUCAUGAAGGAUGUCAACUCCCUCAUCCGCCUGCCCGAGCUGUCGGGCACCAUGCGCGAGCUGAGUGUCGAGCUCAUGAAAGCCGGCAUCAUCGAGGAGAUGGUCGAGGACGCUCUGCCCGAGGACCCGGACAUGUUCAUGGAGGACGAGGAAGCAGAGGGCGAGGUCGACAAGGUCCUCGGCGAGAUCCUCAAGGACCGCAAGGAGCCCGCCCUGCCCGCCGCACCGCUGCCCGAACCCCAGCAGCCCGUCCAGGAGGAAGAGGAGGAGGAAGAGGACGCCGAGGUCAUGAUGGACCAAAUGCGGAACCGCCUAGAUGCCCUGCGGAGCUAG
Molecule: messenger RNA, 690 nt
Organism: Purpureocillium lilacinum
Lineage: Eukaryota; Fungi; Ascomycota; Sordariomycetes; Hypocreales; Ophiocordycipitaceae
Product: vacuolar protein-sorting-associated protein 24
Biological process (GO): late endosome to vacuole transport; endosome transport via multivesicular body sorting pathway; protein transport
Cellular component (GO): ESCRT III complex; multivesicular body
Source: RefSeq, a predicted model, not a curated record